GAGCUCCGGGUGCUCGCAUGGAAGAGAGAAAAGAAGAAUGAUGGUUUCGGCCUCGAGAGAGAUUCUCUCUCCCCCCGCCGGAGCCGAUGAUUUCUCCGGUUGCCGAUUGCUCUGUGUUUGCUUCUCUUUGGUCACUGAAACUGGUUUACCGCGUUUGGUUUCUCUUUUUCUUUCUUUUCUUUUUGGUUCUGCUGCCUUCCGCUUCUGCUCUGCUUCUCGAUCUCGUUACCUUCCAUGUAUGUAUAUAUAUGUAAUCCAUGGCGUCUCUCUCUCUUUAUCUCUCUCGAUCUCUCUCUCUCAACACGAGGCAAUGACGAUGAAACGAAUCGCUUUUCUCUCUUCCGCGAGCUUCCGGUUCGGGAUUGGCGGAGCUGCCUGUUUCGCGGCUGGGCGACGCCGGAUGGCCGGGGUUUUCCGCCGGCAACCGGUCGGCUCAGCCAUGGACGGCGGAGCUUCCCGUUUCCGAUCGCAAUUCCAUAUCUGAGCCUCCGUCUCCGAAAAGAACCCACGGUAAUCGACCUCCUCGAUUUGGCCGCGUUUCGGCAAACUACCGAAAGUGCCCACGGUUUGCCCAACAGAGAUGCCUGAUCUCCCGAGGGUAGAACUGGAAUAUCCACCGUGGCAGUGUAGAAAUUGCCUGCUCGCUGUAGAUCUGGGAGAGCGAUUCUCUCUCUCAAUCGGAAUGAGGCUCUACUCUCGGAGAAGCGGACACGGUUGCCUCCGUCUCUCCGAAAGACUGCGGAGCCGAUGAUUUCUCCCGCCGGUGAUCGCCCGGUCGGUAAAAUCAACAGUCCCUAACAACGGUGAGCGAGCGGAUCUGGUCCGCUCUUUCCUCGUCGUCGUCAUCAUCAUCCUCAUCGCCAGCGUCGUUUCGUUCCAAACGGAACUGCUCCCUUCCUUUCCCUCUCUCGAUUCUCCCAACUUCUGUUGUUACUUACUACUACUAGUACUGCACUUCCAGCUUCCUCUUCUUCUCUUCUCGUAACAUUGGCUGUGAUGAGAUUUCUCCUGCCAUUGUUUCAGAUGGUGAGGACGUUCUCACUUCUCAGCGGCUGUUUGGCGUGGCGAUCUAGUUGCUUAAGCUGCCCUGUUUCGCAGCCAUGGCCGCCGAGGUAGUCCUCGCCUUCUAUGGGCUACAAUGGCGGAUCUGAGCCUCUUCUGGCGAUUCUCAGUUGCACUCCAUUGCAUUAAAAAUCUCCAAUUUAAGUUUCCAAGUCCUGAUUUUAAGAUAAUUUGGGCCAUUUAUUAUACAAUUUGUUUGCAUGCUUGCUAGUAGAGGCAUAGAGGGGAAUGCAGCUAUGCGAUUGUGAAUGCUGUAGCUUCUAGCAACAUUUUCAUGGUCAGGAACUCAUGCGAUGGCUCAUAUUUGGGCAGGGUCUUUGGAUCACAAGUUAAUGUCUCCGUACCAAAAUAGUCUGAAAUCUGCGAGCUUUAGGCUACCCUGGCCCCCGGUUGUGUGUUCGACAGCUUCGAUGUCGCGAUGAAGCACUUGAUUCACGGGACAGUAAUGUAGGCCGGUCAAGAGCUACCUCAGGUAGCAGUAGUUCAGCUGUCGAUGGCUGUUUGGCACUGUUUUGCAGCCAUGGCCGUGGCAGAUCUUCCUUUUCCUUAUCUUGGCUACAAUGGUGGAUCUGAGCCUCUACUAAUUUGUCACUGCUCACUAGCUAACAGUCUUCAAUUUAAGUUGACAGUACAGGUUGUGAUUUGUGAAUGCUGCAGCUUCUGAUGGUUGGGACCCAACAUGUCUUAAUGGGCUGAGAAAGAACGUGGGCUGGUUUGGUGUUGCAAUAAACUAAGCUCCUGGCCCAAUAUGAGCCCGAUAAGGAGCUGCACCUGCAACAGCGGCCAGCUGGGGGAUUAUAUAAACACCGAGAGCUGCUCGAGCAUCAAUCAUUCAUUAGUUUAAGUAUGAGGCUUUGCUCUCAGGGAGAGAGACAGAAUCGCCGUCGGAACUUAUUCCGGCGACCUGUCGGGAAUCUCUCUCUCUCUGGUGGCGAGCGAAGGCAGUGAUUACUCGCCGCCGGUGCGCGGUUUCUGCCGUCACGUAGUCCGUUUCUUCCAAGGUUGUCAACCCGGUUUAGUUCCCGAAUUGGUCACUGAAAUUACGUAUAUGUACAUACACACACACACAGACUGACAGACAUAUAUAUAUGUUCUUUCUUUCUUUCUUUUCGCUUCAUCGACCUUUGACUCUUCCUCUCUCUCAUUCUCGCCUGAGGCUGUGAGGAACGAUUCUAUCAGACUUGCUCGGAGACGGAGAUAAGCAAAAGCUGGAUUCAGUUACCUGGCAUGGCCGCUUCUUGGAGGGAGCGUCGGAGUGGGAACUCCUUUUUAGGGUUUCCCCGCCGCCGCCGCCUCCUCCUUUUUGUCUGCAGCCAUGGCAGCUGGUGAUUGUUGCUUCUCUGUUUCGGGUUGGUUCUCAAUGUCUGAUUAAAGGCGAAUCUGAGCC
Messenger RNA from Linum trigynum, 2449 nucleotides. The record is from the annotation of a GenBank genome assembly. NCBI's taxonomy places the organism in Eukaryota, Viridiplantae, Streptophyta, Magnoliopsida, Malpighiales, Linaceae.